AUGGAGGACUACGAUCAGCCAGAGAGCAAAUACGGAAGAAUUUAUAAAGUGGCCGGACCAUUGGUUGUCGCCGAGAAAAUGUCAGGAUCAAAGAUGUACGAGCUCGUGAAGGUAGGAUGGGAUAAACUCGUUGGAGAGAUCAUUAAGCUUGAAGGAGAUACUGCUUCUAUUUAAUGCUAUGAGGAUACUUCUGGUUUAACAAUUGGAGACCCCGUCUACAGAACUGGAAACCCUCUAUCAGUCGAACUCGGUCCAGGUAUCUUGAAGACUAUAUUCGACGGUAUUCAAAGACCUUUAGAGACUAUUGCCAAGAACUCCCAAAGUGUCUUCGUGCCGAGAGGUGUUGAUGUACCAUCCCUUGAUCAAGUUAAGGAGUGGGAGUUCACCCCCAACCACAAAUGGAAGGUCGGUGAUCUCAUUACUGGAGGUGAUGUUAUUGGAUCAGUCUUCGAAAAUGACUUGUUUAGUGAGCACAGAAUCAUGCUUCCACCAAAGACCUAUGGUAGAAUUAGAGAAAUCAUGCCAAAGGGUAUGUAUACCGUGUCACAACCAGUCAUUGUCGUUGAAUUCGAAGAUAAAUAAAAGGAAAUUAAUAUGAGUCACUUCUGGCCCGUCAGACAGCCAAGACCAGUCGCUGAAAAGCUCGCCGGUAAAACCCCACUUCUUACUGGUCAAAGAGUUCUUGAUGCUCUUUUCCCAACUGUGCAAGGCGGUACUUGCGCUAUUCCAGGUGCUUUCGGUUGCGGUAAAACUUGUAUUUCUCAGGCUCUUUCCAAGUAUUCUAACUCAGAAUGUAUUAUCUACGUCGGAUGUGGUGAGAGAGGAAACGAGAUGGCUGAGGUACUCUAGGAAUUCCCAGAGCUUCAAAUUGAUAUCAAUGGAAAGAAAUACGAUAUCAUGUAGAGAACAUGCUUGGUCGCCAACACCUCAAACAUGCCAGUCGCUGCUAGAGAAGCCUCAAUUUAUACUGGUAUUACUCUUGCUGAGUACUUCAGAGAUAUGGGAUUCAACGUAUCUAUGAUGGCAGACUCCACCUCACGUUGGGCUGAAGCCUUGAGAGAAAUCUCAGGUCGUCUUGCUGAAAUGCCAGCUGAUUCUGGUUACCCUGCUUAUCUUGGAGCUAAAUUGGCUUAAUUCUACGAAAGAGCUGGUAGAGUAAGAUGUCUUGGUUCACCAGACAGAGAGGGAUCAGUUUCAAUCGUCGGAGCCGUCUCACCACCAGGUGGUGAUUUCUCAGAUCCAGUUACCUCAUCAACCCUUGCUAUCGUGCAGGUCUUCUGGGGUUUAGAUAAGAAACUCGCUCAAAGAAAGCAUUUCCCAUCCCUCAACUGGUCAAUUUCCUAUUCUAACUACGACAGAAUUCUUGAGGAAUAUUAUAACCAAUACGAUCCAGAAUUCAUGAAGGUCAAGACCAAGAUCAGAGAAAUCCUAUAAGAAGAAGAGGAUCUUACUGAAAUCGUGCAAUUGGUCGGUAAAGACUCUCUUUCUGAAGAUCAAAAAGCAGUUCUUGAAAUGGCCAAGAUUAUUAGAGAAGAUUUCUUGCAACAAAACGCCUUCUCUGACUAUGAUUACAACUGCCCACUAUACAAGACUGUCGGAAUGAUGAAAGCUAUUGUUAAGUUCUUCGAAAACUCAAAGAGAGCAAUCAAUGAGUCAAUCAAGAGCGAGAAGAAGAUUUCAUGGGCUGUUAUCAACAAUUCAAUUGAGAAGCAACUUCUUGAACUAUCACAAAUGAAAUUCAAGGAUCCCAAGAUCCCACAAGAAGAGAUGAUGAAGUACUUCACCAACUUAAACGAGGAAAUUGAUAACGAAUUCAGAAGACUUUUACUUGGUUGA
This is a messenger RNA of Stylonychia lemnae, 1836 nucleotides long. Lineage: Eukaryota; Ciliophora; Spirotrichea; Sporadotrichida; Oxytrichidae. The record is from the annotation of a GenBank genome assembly.